Dovyalis caffra is the source of this 2628-nucleotide messenger RNA. The record is from the annotation of a GenBank genome assembly. NCBI's taxonomy places the organism in Eukaryota, Viridiplantae, Streptophyta, Magnoliopsida, Malpighiales, Salicaceae.
AUGAGGCAAAUACUAGGGGUGUGGAUGCUGGUCAUGAUGACAGUAGCUUUGCUAAAUAUUGAGCGGUAUCAUUGUUGUUUGGAGGAAGAGAGGAGUGGUCUCUUGGAGAUCAAAGCUUGGAUGAAUCACCCCGAUGGCACUUCCAUGCCAGACUGGGUGGAAAAUACUGAUUGCUGCAAGUGGACUGGGGUCGAGUGCGACAACACUACAAAACGAGUGGCCAGGCUCGAUCUUUCUUUUCAAAGGGAGUUUUGGAGGUUAGGGGAUUUGUAUCUCAACGCAUCUUUGUUUCUGCCUUUCAAAGAAUUACAGAGUCUUGAAUUAAUCUGGAACGGAUUAGUUGGUUUCUUAGAGAAUCAAGGUUUUGAAGUCCUAGCAUCAGGAUUGAGGAAACUGAAGAAACUUGACUUGGGUGGGAAUUCAUUUACCGACAGCAUUUUAUCAUCUCUACCUGCGGUUUCAUCUCUCCAGAAUCUAGACCUAUCAUUUAAUAUGUUGACUACAAUAUCUACUAGUAUCCGUGGUUUGAGGCAACUGGUGGAUCUUGAUCUAAGUGGAAAUCAACUUAGUGAUAGCAGUUUAUCACCUUUGAGUGGCCUUUCGUCUCUCCAGACUCUGCACCUAUCACAUAAUAGGAAGUUGGCUGGAUCAACUAGUAUUGCUGGUUUGAAGAAUUUAGAUACCCUGUAUCUCGAUGGAAUUGACUUCAAGGAAAGCGUUUUGAUCGAGUCCUUGGCAGAAUUGCCAUCCCUUAAGACCUUUUAUGCUAGGCGGAGUAAUUUAAGCAGAGCGCUAGUUGGUAAAGACGGUGAUUCAAGGGUUUUCAGGCUUUUUGGUCGCGACCCAGAUAGAGCAGAACUAGGCUUGCUUUGUCCCUUUAUGGAGGGUUUUGGGUUUAGUGAUGCGAGCAGUGCUGUCAGGAAGAAGAGGAGUAAUACAUCUCGUCGUCCACGGAAUGACUCGCACACACCUUCCGAUUACAUUGAUGUUUCAUCCUUAUCAUCCACACCACCUUCAGAAACUGUAAGCAAAGUGUCAAGCGAUGACAAUAAUGAUUGUGGUUCAAUUUCACGAAAGAAAAAAGUCAGUUUGAUUCUAUGCAGUUCAAGAGCUUCAUCUACUAACCUUGCUGACUGUGAAUCUGCCCAGAAUAUGAUGAAGAAUGAAGAUGGAGGAUUUGGAGAAUCCGAUGAAGCUUCCAACAAUUGUUCUUUUCGAGGAAGUAAUGAGCAGAGGCACAGUGGAGUGGAUUCUAGAAGGUCUAGCGAAGGUGUCCUUGCCCCAGCUAAUUGGAAAAGCACAAGUGGCUUGGGGCAUGUUGGAGGUUUUCCAGACGGAGUAGGAAAUGAAGGUAAAGUGAAAAAAGUGAAGCUUAAAGUUGGUGGUGUCACACGUACUAUCAAUGCAAAAUCUGCAUCUGAUGGUGCAUCUGCUGUUGGUUCUUCUUCUUCGAAAGCUUCUCGCUUCCCAGAUCCCCGGCAGAAGUUAAUUGAGGAAAAUUUGGAUGACAACCGUUCCUUUACUUCAGGUAAGGGAAGUGGUUUGCGAGGAGUCCCAUGGAAGGAUUUCUCUAGAAGUGGUCUGAAUGUUGGGAAAGUAGAUGGUUUGAGAGUUGAGGAUCUGUCUUCAAAGCAAACUGAUCAGUAUGAGCCAGUGCGUAAAAGUAAAAGGGUCCCUAAGAAACGGUUAUUAGAAGGUGUGCUUGAUGAUGGAGGUGAGGAUGAUGAUGAGAUUCGCUACCUUGAAAAAGUCAAGACAUCGAAGAUCAGCACUAAUUCUGGUGCAGAGUUCGAAGAUGAAGACGGAGGAAGCAGGAAACAGCGGAAGAUAUCAAGAGUAUUGAAGAGAAAUGUUGAUGUUCUGUAUGAUGUAGAUGCUGGGGAUCAUGGGUCAUCUAGAUUUGGCAAGGAGGGUAAGAAAUCUAAAUCAGGGAGAGUAUCUGUAGAUACUGAUUAUAUGGAAGAUGAAGAAUUGGGAUCGGAUGGUGAUCCUACAUCUAGGAGGAAGAAGCCAAGAAAAGAGUUAGCUGAUCUAUCAGUGGACUCUAAGAAGGAAAUGACGGUCACUACACGUCAGCGAGCACUUCAAACUGGCAAAGAGGCCUCCCCUGGUUUUGCUAGUUUGAUAGAGUUCCCAAAUGGGUUACCUCCAGCUCCUCCUAAAAAGCAAAAGGAGAAACUUACUGAAGUGGAACAGCAAUUGAAGAGAGCUGAGGCUCUUCAAAGACGCAGGAUGCAAGUUGAAAAAGCAAAUAGGGAAUCUGAGGCUGAGGCAAUCAGAAAAAUUCUGGGUCAAGAUUCCACUAGAAAGAAGCGUGAAGAUAAACUGAAGAAACGGCAAGAAGAAAUGGCACAGGAGAAAGCUGCAAAUGCUAUGUUACUUCCAUCAGACCAUGUUAGGUGGGUUAUUGGUCCUUCAGGAACAACUGUAACAUUCCCCAACGAAAUGGGCUUGCCUAGUAUAUUUGACUCCAAGUCUUACAGUUACCCUCCUCCCCGGGAGAAAUGUGCUGCUCCGUCUUGUACAAAUCCAUACAAGUACCGGGAUUCGAAGUCAAAACUACCCCUUUGUAGUCUUCAAUGCUACAAGGCAAUCCAUGAAAAGAUACAGCCUCUUACUGCUUGUUAA